AUGCAGCUGGUGAUGGACGUCGUCGAGAGGAAUCGGACUUGGGAGCUAGCUGAUCUCCCAGCCGGCUACUGCGCGAUCACCCUCAAGUGGGUGUUCAAGCUGAAGAAAGAUGAAGCCGAAGCGGCCGUCUACUGGCGGGGCAAGGGCGGCAAUGCCCUGCUGGUGGGCGUCUACAUCGACGACUUGGUGAUCACCGGCGCCAAGGAUGACGAGGUGGAGGCAUUCAAGGAGGAGAUGAAGGCCACCUUCCAGAUGAGCAACCUGGGGCCUCUCUCCUUCUACUUGGGGAUUGAGGUGCCCCAGGACGACUCCGGCACCAGUCUCCGACAAACUGCCUACGUCAAGCGCAUCGUUGAGCUAGGUGGGCUCACCGAUUGCAACCCCUCUCUCACUCCGAUGGAGGAGAGGCUGAAGCUGAGCCACGACAGCACCAUGGAGGAGGUCGACGCCACGGAGGACCGGCGCCUUGCAGGGAGCCUACGCUACCUCAUCCACACGCGGCCAGACUUGGCGUUCGCUAUCGGCUACGUUAGUCGGUUCAUGCAGCAACUGACGGCGGAGCAUCUAGAAGCUAUCAAGAGGAUCAUCCGCUACAUCACGGGCACCCUCGACUACGGCCUGCACUACCUAGGGUGUCCCAGCGCGGCACACUUCAUCGGCUAUAGCGAUAGCGACCACGCUGGCGAUAUCGACACGACCAAGAGCACAAGCAGGACAAUGCUCUUCCUCGGCAAGUUUCUGGCCAGCUGGCAGUCGGUCAAGCAACAGGUGGUGGCUCUGUCCAGCUGUGAGGCAGAGUACAUCAUCGCUACUUUCACUUCGACACAGGCGAUCUGGCUGGCUCGACUGCUUGGUGAUCUCCUUGGUAGAGUUGCCGAAGCAGUAGAGCUUCGGGUGGAUAGCAAGUCCACUCUGGCCCUGGUAAAGAACCCCAUCUUCCAUGAGCACAGCAAGGACAUCAGGGUGAAGUAUCACUUCAUAAGGGGCUGCUUGGAGGAUAGGAGAGUCAAGGCCAACUACAUCAGUACGCUGGACCAGCUUACUGACUUCCUCACCAAAUCCUUUAGGAGAGUCAAGUUUCAGGUGCUGCCGUCCAGGACUGGGAUGAUCAAGAUCCCUUAG
Molecule: messenger RNA, 1122 nt
Organism: Panicum hallii
Lineage: Eukaryota; Viridiplantae; Streptophyta; Magnoliopsida; Poales; Poaceae
Exons: 2
Coding region: 1-1122 (373 amino acids)
Source: RefSeq, a predicted model, not a curated record